CUAGCGAGAGGCUGGCUUGCUUUCCUGGCAUUCCUAAACCAUGAGCUUGGAUGCUGGCCACAGAACGUCCUGUUUUUCCUUAGUUUGCUUCUUCUCUUGCUGGAUACUUUUCUAGUUGGUCCCACAGCGUUGCCUGACAAAACUAAAGGUUUGAUCUGGAACAGAAAUUACUUUUGGGUUGUCAUCUUGCCUGGAGAAGAUCACCCGUGUGUUGCUGCUGGGCCUCCAGUCUCCUCCUCCGCUGGCCCUCUUAGUCACCCUUUCCCAGACCUGCUGUGGUGUAGAGCAUUCCUUUACUUUAAAAAUAUCAGCUAAGAGGGGAAGGAGAAAUGAAAUGAACUGUGCAGCACCACGUAUUUGAGAAAGGGCAGCAGGACAAACCUGAAGGAUGGGCUCCUCCAGAGAGAAGAUCUCCUUGAAUGUGGGCGGAGACCGGUAUGAGAUCUCCCCCAGCACUCUCCAGGCUUUCCCGGGGACCAAGCUUUGCCACCUCACAGAGCCCCAGGCCUGCACCGUGUUUGACUAUGACUGCAACCACAAAGAGUUCUUCUUUGACAGAAGCCCUCGGCUGUUUGGUGAAGUGCUGAACUAUUACAGGACCAAACACCUCCACUGCCCAGAAGGCAUCUGCAAGUCUGCCUUUGAGGAGGAGCUAGCAUUUUGGGAGAUCAGCCAUGUGCCCGUGGCUCCCUGUUGCUGGCAGAAGGUGGCCAAUGCAGAGGCCAGGCAGGCAGAAGGCAUCCUCUGUGAUGAGACAAGUGAGUCUGACCGCCGGGGUCCCCCGCUCUCAGGGGAAAGAAGGAGUAACAGCUGGCGAGCCAAACAGCAGCCCAAAAUAUGGGCUCUCUUUGAAAACCCCUUUUCCAGUUUACGUGCAAAAUGCCUGGCUGUUGUUUCUCUGCUGUUCAACAUUGGCAUAGUCAUCAUUUUUGAAGAGAAGAGUCGGGCACAGUUACACUACCGCUAUUCCACUACUAUUUCCAUCCUUGAAAAUCACACUCAACACGAGCACUAUUCUUUUGUCUACCAGCCAGCCAAUAACUACCUGUACUUGGAGCUUUUCUGCAUCCUCUGGUUCACCUUCGAGUUUUCUGUUCGGCUCACAUUCUGCCCAGACACAAAAAUGUUCUUCAGAAACCCUCUCAACGUGACCGAUUUCCUUUCUCUGUUUCCAGUAUACAUUGAGAUCUUCUUAACUGGACAUAUCAACAAUAUGCUAAGCCUCUUAUCCUGGCUGGGUUUGUUCCGUGUGCUCUACGUAGUCAAACUCUUGAAGAUCUUCAAACUUCUGGAGACCCCCCUGAUGUUGAGAGUGCUGCCCUUCACAUUCCGGUCCAUCUUGAAAGAGGUCUUCAUCCUCAUGAUGAUUUUUACCUUUGAGAUCCUUUUCUUCGGUGCCCUCUGUUAUCAUGUGGAACUCCAUGAACCAGAGACAUACUUUGAUGGAAUGAUCUCUUCCUUUUAUUGGGCAGCGAUUACGCUGACCACUGUUGGCUAUGGAGAUAUAGUUGCCUUCUCUCCAUUUGGCAGAGUAAUUGCAUUCUGUGCAGCAAUUUGUGGCAUGUUGACCAUCAUCAUUCCCCUCCUGAUCUUUUUGAUCAAGUUCCAGGGUCAUUAUGCCAUGGCUGUAAUGAAGGAGAAGAUGAAAAGCAACAAGAGGAGCCAUUAAGAGAGCAGUAGAACUUGCACGGGACGAGCAAAAGCCCUUCUGAAGAGCUCACACAGUUGUAUCUUAGGAUGCUAAUAUCUAGUGCCUCUUCUUUUACUGAAUGGUAUUCAAAGAAUACUCUAGUAUACACUGCACUUUUCUUGCAUGGAAAAAAAAAGAAUGCUUUUUCUUUA
Molecule: messenger RNA, 1842 nt
Organism: Eublepharis macularius
Lineage: Eukaryota; Metazoa; Chordata; Lepidosauria; Squamata; Eublepharidae
Product: potassium voltage-gated channel subfamily C member 1-like
Exons: 4
Coding region: 389-1669 (426 amino acids)
Biological process (GO): protein homooligomerization; potassium ion transmembrane transport
Cellular component (GO): neuronal cell body membrane; axon; dendrite membrane
Molecular function (GO): delayed rectifier potassium channel activity; protein binding
Source: RefSeq, a predicted model, not a curated record